Messenger RNA from Austrofundulus limnaeus, 1511 nucleotides. RefSeq names its product peptidylprolyl isomerase D (gene ppid). NCBI's taxonomy places the organism in Eukaryota, Metazoa, Chordata, Actinopteri, Cyprinodontiformes, Rivulidae. The coding region runs from base 102 to 1214 and encodes 370 amino acids. Gene Ontology annotation, molecular function: protein binding; cyclosporin A binding; peptidyl-prolyl cis-trans isomerase activity. Gene Ontology annotation, biological process: protein folding; protein peptidyl-prolyl isomerization. The record is from RefSeq and is a predicted model, not a curated record. The transcript is spliced from 10 exons. Gene Ontology annotation, cellular component: cytosol; cytoplasm.
UUUUGAAGUUUCGGACCGGAAAGUGCGUAACGCCAUUCAUAACGUCAAAUCUGUUACACCGGUCGUGUUAGCUUGAACAAGUGAAUAUUUUUCAUUAGAAAAUGUCUCACCCAACACCGUCCGAAAAACCUUCAAACCCCGAGAACCCCCGCGUCUUUUUCGAUGUUGACAUUGGUGGAGAAAGAGCUGGCCGAAUUGUUCUGGAGUUGUUUGCUGACGUCACCCCCAAGACUGCGGAAAACUUCCGAGCGCUCUGCACUGGGGAGAAAGGCCUCGGCAAAACGACCGGGAAGCCACUGCACUUCAAAGGAUGCCCGUUCCACAGAAUCAUCAAGAAGUUCAUGAUCCAGGGAGGGGAUUUCUCCAACCAUAAUGGCACUGGGGGUGAGAGCAUCUAUGGGGAAAAGUUUGAAGAUGAAAACUUUCACUACAAGCAUGACAAAGUGGGUCUGCUGAGCAUGGCCAAUGCCGGGCCAAACACCAACGGUUCCCAGUUCUUCAUCACUACUGUACCAACGCCACACCUGGAUGGGAAACAUGUGGUCUUUGGACAAGUGUUAAAGGGGAUGGGGAUUGUAAAAAUGCUGGAGUCCGUUGAGACUACAGAUGAUACACCCAUGAAGCCUUGUGUCGUAGGCGACUGCGGCGAGCAUAAGGACGGGGACAGCUGGGGCGCCGCACCCAUUGAUGGAACAGGAGAUGCCCACCCAGACUUCCCCGAGGACUCUGACAUGGACUUUAAAGAUGUCGACAAAGUUCUGUCAGUCGCUGAAGACGUGAAGAAUAUUGGAAACAAACUUUUUAAGAAUCAAGACUGGAAAGCUGCUGUCAACAAAUACYCUAAAGCUGUCAGGUACUUGGAGAUGUGUGGAGAUCAACUGGAGGAGGAGGCACAAAAGAAGCUGGAGCCCACAGUCCUCAGCUGCUURCUGAACACAGCUGCUUGUAAACUGAAGAUGCAGCUGUGGCAGGAAGCUCUGGACAGCUGCAAUGAGGCUCUUGAACUGAACCAAUCAAACGCUAAGGCACUUUUCCGAAGGGCCCAGGCCUGGCAGGGACUGAAGGAAUACAACAAAGCCAUGACUGAUCUGAAAAAAGCUCAGGAAGUUGCUCCAGAGGAUAAAGCCAUCAUCAAUGAGAUGAAGAAAGUCCAGCAUAAAAUCCAAGAAGAGAAGGAGAGGGAAAAGAAAAUCUAUGCCAAAAUGUUUGCCUGAACAUUUAUCAUGAKGUUACCUCUGCAGUAGGAAGUCAGGAGAAAAUGCUGCACAUCUGAUUGUUCCUCAUGUUUUCCACCCGAGACCUUUCUGUUGUUAUCAUGGAAGCUUUUUGCAUGUCUGAUCCUACUGCUGCUGAACUGGAUCAACGCUGGCCUUCAUUCUGGAGCUUUAAAGCCAAAAAAGCAAAGUUGUUUCUGUUGAAUCAUAUGUUUGGAGUUUUGAAACUUUGGACCUCACACAUUACAUCCAUGUUAUUUAUGUUUUUACUGGUCAAUAAAGCACUGAAUAACUCAA